Danio aesculapii is the source of this 932-nucleotide messenger RNA. It is a transcript of the gene nsl1, whose product is annotated as NSL1 component of MIS12 kinetochore complex. Gene Ontology annotation, cellular component: kinetochore; MIS12/MIND type complex. The coding region runs from base 29 to 745 and encodes 238 amino acids. NCBI's taxonomy places the organism in Eukaryota, Metazoa, Chordata, Actinopteri, Cypriniformes, Danionidae. Gene Ontology annotation, biological process: mitotic sister chromatid segregation. The transcript is spliced from 6 exons. The record is from RefSeq and is a predicted model, not a curated record.
UGUUUAUUUUGAAAAAUAAGCGGCAGUGAUGGAGGCAGAUCGUGAGAGCGGGCCGGAUUUUAGAGUAAAUGUCAAGUCGAAAAAAAUAGUUAACAAUCAGCUUGAAAAGUAUAAAGAAUUAUUUAAAAAGUUACUCGAUGGCCAAUGCCAUAUUUCCGAGGAAGACAAGGCCAAACUGCUGCAAGAAAUGAUUGUGAACUUUGAGUUCACAGUGCAGGAAAAUAUAGCUAUUGGUGGAUUGUCUUGGGAUGAGACGUCAGAGGAAUACUGUGAAGACGAUGAGAGCACAGUAAACAACAUUCUGGAUGAAAAGAUUGUAGAGACCGCCUCCAAACGCAGCUCUUACCCAAAGCAAAUACGCAACCAUGUCGUGCGAUCAUUAAAAGCAGAGAGGAAACUUUUGGGUCUGUAUGAACAGACAGUGAAGCCACAAGACAUAAAGCCAGAUCCAGCUCAAGACAAUGUCAUCAGCAAUAUAUCCGCCGCUGCACCUAGAGUGUUUAAACAAGCCAGUACUGUAAUGAAGUCUCUGAAAAGUCUGAAACAGGCAGCCGAGGGUUUGCAUCAAGUGCUUGUCAUGCAGCCUUCAGCAGAGUCGCUGGAUAUCUACAGAGAAGUGUUGGGCAGCUCAGUUGGAAACGUCUGUCUUUCCAUCAUCAAAAGAGAUGCAGCUGAUUCAGAAUACAGUGCAGACUACGUCCCUGCAGCAAAAAUCACCAAAAAGACUGAUGUAAAUGUAGUUUAAUGUGUAUUUGAUGGCGUAUGUACAUUGUUGUGUGGGAAUGGGGAAGUGUUGUAUUACAUGAGGAUUGUAUUGCAUGUUGAUUCUUAUUCAUUUCAUGUAUAUAAAUAUUCAAGUAUGCUGUGUAUGUAGCUCAGAUGGAAAUUCGUGUUUCACCACUUUCCUUUUCCGUUAAAUCUGAUUAAUUAUA